UAUCAGCUUGAAUGCAGGUUUCCUGAAGGCAUGCGCGAUUGCAGCCUGAUAUCUUGGAGUGAAGUUGUGGAGCAGUGUGGCAGUGAGGUGUGUGUGCGGUGUUUUCACAUAAAGAUGAUAACUCUGCUGUUUACCAGCGUUGUAGCAGGACUGCUGGCUCUUCUCCUCUACCAGAGGGUGGCUUAUCCCUUCUUCUGGCUGGAUUUGAUUUAUUACUUGAAACUUCGGGGGUACAGGAAGACGUUGCAUGCUCGUAUGCAGCAAGGAAUCAUCACAUACCUCGACUGUUUUCUCUACCAGGCGAGGAGGAACCCGAACAAACCCUUCAUCAUCUUCGAAAAGCAGACUCUGACAUACCAAGAUGUGGACAAGAGAAGUAACCAGUUUGCGAACGCGUUUCGGACGGAGGGUUCUCUGAAACAGGGAGACAUUGUGGCUCUGUUGAUGUUCAACGAACCGGAUUUUAUUUGUGUGUGGCUGGGGCUGUGUAAACUGGGCUGUGAAGUCGCUUUUCUCAACGUCAACAUUAAAGCCAAAUCUGUGCUCCACUGCUUUCAGACCUGUGGAGCCAAGACGCUUGUUGUUGGCGCAGAUUUGGUGCAUUUGGUGGAGGAGAUGCCACCAGAUCUGAAGGACAACAUAGCCAUGUGGGUGGUGGAUCACAUGUCACCUUCUGAGGAAUUUAGAAGUUUACUGGAUAAGGUGGAACACAUGUCUGGAGAAACCUUAAGUGACCUUCCUAACGUUGACAUCAUGUCAAACUUUCUCUUCAUUUUUACUUCAGGCACUACAGGUCUGUCCAAGGCAGCCCGUGUAGGUCAUCUGAAAGCCAUUGUGAGCAUGGCCUUCUUUGAAAUGUGUGGAGCCACAGCUGAUGACAUCAUCUACAUCACCCUUCCUCUUUACCACAUGUCUGCUUCUUUGUUAGGGGUCGGAGGAUGCAUACACCUUGGUGGAAAGGAGAGAAUGUUUCUACCACAGAGGUGUCCGAGGUUUUAGGUCUUGUUGAUUUUAUCCAGGAGGCCAACAUCUAUGGAGUCACUAUACCAGGAUAUGAAGGUCGAGCAGGUAUGGCUGCUGUUGUCUUAAAACAGGAUCACCAGUUAAAUGGAACAAAACUCUACAACCAUUUAGUGAAAACACUUCCUGCAUAUGCCUGGCCGUGGUUUCUCAGAGUACAGACCUCUCUAGAUGUGACCGAGACAUUCAAGCAGCAGAAGGUGAAGCUGGUUCAGGAGGGGUUUAAUCCAGACAUCACUAAGGAUCCUCUGUAUUUCUUGGACGUCUCUCAGAAGGACUAUGUCCUCCUGACUGCAGCUCUAUAUGAAGACAUUGUGUCAGGAAAGAUACAUUUGUAAAGAUAGUCCAGGCUGUGGCCACAUUUAAAUUUUUCUGGUUUGGAUCAGUGCCACAGUGAGGGGUUCCCAACAAAGCUGUAUCUACCCCUUCUUACAGUUUGUAAAUGUCAACCAGUUGUGAGCAACCAACAACUAAUUCUUCUCCCUCACACUGAAUAUUUUUUAUCAGCCUGAAGAGUAAAAUUUGUCGCAUAAUUUACAGGAACAGAACUCAAAAUUGAAAAAAUGUUAAACAUUUGUCAGCCCCUCUGUGUGUAUGGUGUGUGUGUGCGCAGCCCAACCACGAUUUAGUCAUGACAAACCACCACCUUAAGCAAACCUUAUUGUAAAAAUAGUGGCCAAAUCCUGUAUUUACCCCAACUUCCUUUACCUUUAUUAGAAACAGAAUUAUAUCAAAGACAGGUCUUUAUUUCUUUAUUUCCCCUGUUUUCUAAGUAUAUUCAAUCAUAUUUUAAUGAGAAGCCUUCCUUUGUCCCAGUCUGCUGUUUUACUUCAGUAUCAUGUCCGUUUGUCAAUUUUCACAGCCCUAAUUCCAUUGAAAGAGUUUUUUAAGCAAUAUUAAAGCUACAGUAGGUAACUUAAAAAAGAACUUUCUGUCAUAUUUACUGAGAUUUUCACUAUAUCCUGACUGAUCCUUAUCUGUGGAGAAAUUAGGUUCCUCUGGCUCCUCCUAGUGCUUCUACUGGUAUUCGCAAAAAUUAUUUUUUACUUUUAAUUGAGAAUUGAUGUUAUUUACCUUUUCAAUUGCUAUGGGAAAUUGGGUUUUCUUAGAAGAAUGGGAUGGACACAUUUAUAUUUGUUAAGUAUAAAGUAGCAAGUGCAAAUUAUACCAUAGUAUAAAAAAUAAACAGUACUAAAAAUUUAAUUGUUCUUCUCAUGGUGACAGUCUUCUGUGCUCAACUUUAAUGCAUAAUAUAAAAUUUAACAUACAUUUACAUUUAAUACUUUGUAAAACAAAAAUGUAAGGGGAAAUCAGAAACGUCAAUACAAUCCAACCUGGUCCAAAUUCCAUCUUUAGUCUGUUUGUUUAUGUUUGAAUAUAAAACUAAAAGAACAUUUCAAUGCUCUUAGAUUGUUCAAAUUUGACCAAAAGUGCUGUAAACGAUCUAGAGAUCUGAAAGGAUGAAAAUGUACCAAAACGUUUCUGUUUGUUUUUUAAAAUAAAGCCAUGGACGUACAAAUGUUGAUAAGGUAAAUGUCAUGAAUUUAUCUAUGUUAUCUAUAAAUGUGCUCAUUUUAUAACAUCUUAAGAAAUAAUGGAUAGGUCAUUCAACUUAAUGGAUAUGAAUAUUUCACACUACUGAAUAUAUAUUUAUCAGAUUUUUACUGCAGUUCAUUUUUUAUGAUACAAGUUUUAUAAUUUAGUUCAUUAUCCUGUUAUUUCUUUUCAUGAAUGAGAUUGUACACUUAGCAGAAUGAAUUUCUGUGAGUUUUUUUUCUAAAGUUGGUGGCACUAUUGAAACCAUCAGUGAAACUUGCAUAGCCCUUAGCACCAGUGACAAUUGCUGGAAUGUAUGAAUGUAAAAUGUUGACAAAAAAUAAACUUUUAUUAAUGCAUUUUUCUCUGUAAAAUGUGAAUUCUCUACCGCUUAAAUUUUCACCCGAUUUUCAAGCAUUUUUCUUUGUAACAAUGCUAGACUUAAAUCUUUGAUACAAGAUACCUGGUUAAAUGAAAAAUUCUG
Messenger RNA from Morone saxatilis (striped sea-bass), 3040 nucleotides. Its product is annotated as long-chain fatty acid transport protein 6. Lineage: Eukaryota; Metazoa; Chordata; Actinopteri; Moronidae. The record is from RefSeq and is a predicted model, not a curated record. Gene Ontology annotation, molecular function: long-chain fatty acid transmembrane transporter activity; long-chain fatty acid-CoA ligase activity.